Molecule: messenger RNA, 1335 nt
Organism: Salmo salar (Atlantic salmon)
Lineage: Eukaryota; Metazoa; Chordata; Actinopteri; Salmoniformes; Salmonidae
Product: heme-binding protein 1
Molecular function (GO): heme binding
Source: RefSeq, a predicted model, not a curated record
CCUUGAAUUUAAAAUACAAGUCAUCACCGCACGGGGAGAGAGACGUUCGAAGUUGCUUUAUGUGCACAAGAACCGGGUGGUUUUACUAACUAUAUUAUACUUUGUACAUCAGUCGUACGUAUUUGACAGGCACUGUCGACCUAAUGCCGUGGUUGUCAUGAUUCGUUCCGUUUGUAAAGUUUUCUGGGCUUGCUGGCCAGCUAUCAAGCUAACUAGGUCGGCAACAUUGUAGCCUGCUGUUAUCACUUCAACAAUCUUCCCUCCCGCUGGAGAUCUGCGACUGUUGCAAGUAGUUUUUGGGCACUUCUGUCAAAAUAACCAUGAAUGGAGGAGGCUGUCACAUGAGUGGCGAAGGAGGUGACAGUCGCGGGGGUGAAUCUGGAUCAAGACCCACUAUCACGCUAGAGGACUUGGAUGCCUUCGACGAGGAUGACUUCGAUUCAGACCUCUGCAGCAGCGGGGGGGCGGAUGGAGAAAACGAUGCUAUGGAGGAAGAGGGUCAGGAUCGCCUGUUAAACUACUGGCAGGACAUUGGCAGAGUACAUCAUGUUCAAGUUCCCCAGGACAUGGCCCAGCCCAUCCAACAGCUCACCUCAGACACAGAGAGCACGACGGACAGGGAGAAAGUCCCCUUCACACUGAUCACAUGCAAAGAGAAUUAUGAGAAGAGAGUCUACAACCAGGCCAGCUGGGCGUGUAUCACUGUGCGAGAGGACACGUACGAGCAGAGCAUCUGUGCCGGCUUCAUGAAGCUCAUGAGAUAUAUCUGCCAGCAGAAUACCUCAGGUAACUACCUGGGUAUGACCCUUCCCAUUGUGACGGUGGUGAGGACUGAUGACUCUCGCUCCAGCCUGUCCAGAGAUGUGACGGUGGCCUACUACUUACCGUCCAAACACCAGGACCAACCCCCCACGCCCUUUGACCCUGACAUCACCAUGGAGACAUGGCCUGCCACCGUGGUCUACAGCAGGUCGUUCAGUGGACCCACCACUGAGACCUCUAUCCUAGGGGAGAUCCAUGCUCUGGGCGAGGUGCUGGACUCUCCACAGCUGUGUGUGAGCGAGUCCUUCAUCGUGGCCGGCUAUACCAGCCCCGCAGCCGCACACCGACACAACGAAGUCUGGUUCCUGGAGCGCUGCUGAAGUGGCUAUGUAGCACUACAUUUUUAACACAAAGUAAACAAAUGAUACACUCAUUACAGCGAACCAAAUCGAAAACCUCACACAAACCAAAAAUUGGGUACAGUUUACGUCAAGGAAACGAGUACACAAGUAUGCUUCAUUUUUAAAUAUAUUUUAAUAGGGCUGUGGUCUCAGGCAGAUAAUAAAUAUAUAU